AUGCUUCGCCCGAUUCCAUCGGACAUUGCGCAUUCUCCAACUCACGCAAUAGUUGAUAGACGACGGCAGCCAACUCGAUUUUCGGUUGAUAGCUCUGAACAGGAGUUCUCGCCUCCAAGAGCCCAUGUUCCGCCACGAUUUCGAAACACUGUCGACAUCUCGGAUGGAAAGGAUUCGUCAGAGGAAACGAGACCGAAUUACGUAAUACAAAACCCAUCAAAUUUCGAAGGAUCUAUAGAUGAAGCUAAAAGAAGACGAAUCGAGGCGCGCUGGAAAAGACUUGGAAUCAACUUCAAGACUAUUACAUAUCCAUACCGACAGAAUAGCGAAUCCAAAGAAGAGGCGACGACAUCAUAUCCAAUCCGGCAGUUGAAUGUUCCUCGAGUUGAAAAUAAACCAAAAUUACCUCAUGUGACCGAGCCAAUUCUUCAUGUUGUCAAUCCGGUCGAUCAAGAAGAUGAGACGUUCCUCAAACGAGUCCCACAACCAAUUCCCGCCGACGUUCAGCCUUCGGGAGACUAUCACUCGAGAACUCGCCCAGUUCUUAAAGGCGUCAAAUUUACUCAGGAGACUUUGUCCGUUCGACCUCGGUUGAGAAUUCGUCGUCCUGGAGAAAAGGCGGAACUUCCAUUACCGGAAGAUCCCAAUCUAACGCCGUUCAUGAAUAAUGCGCGAGUCAAAUUUGGUUAUGGUGUUAGCUCAACUGUGGCCACACCGAUUCGUCUGAUCACUACCACUCCUUAUGUUCCACCGACGACUCCAUCGCGUCAUCCGACGACGACGACAACGACAACGGCGACGCCGGUCGAAGAAUUUGAUAGUGGCACCGGAUUCGAAUCCGGCGGCGAUUCGGGAUUAGACUCGGGAGCCGGAUUCGGAUUCGGACCAUCCGAAUUACCGCCAGAGUUCCAAAAUGUUGGAUUUGGUGUCGGCGGUGACACGUUCAAUUUCAACGUGCCAGCCGAUAAAAUGGAUACGAAGAAUGGGGAAAAAUCCACUACAACGCCAGCGACAACGACGACAUCAAAAACCACGACGACACCAAAACCGAAGAAAGUUGUUCAAAGAAAGCAGCCCAGCCCAGAUUUUGACAAAGACGUGCCAGCUGUGAUUCCUCAAAAUUCUGGACUUCGCGCCGUGCAACCACCCAAAGAAUUUGGAAACGGCGGAUUCGGAAGUGGAGGAGGCGGCGGAUUUGGUGGAGGUGGCGGUUCGUUUGGUGGAGGUGGUGGAGCAGUGCCGUCGUCAUUCGCAGCAAACAAGCCGCCAACACCCGAUCCGGAUUUUGGCGGAGAAGCUCCAAAGCCGUCGGAAGAGGAUUACUUCACAGGUGAAUCGGCGUUGACUCCAUCGAAAGGACCAACGGGAGACGGCUACGGACCGGCCGUGUUUCCUGGCGGCGCUGCACCACCGCCAGUGCCGGCUGUUGGAUUGGGUGGCGCUGCCGCCGGAAAAGCGCCGUAUAAUAGGAGGCCCGGAGAAGACGUGACGGAGAAUCCAGUGACGACGGUGAAACCCUCGGCACUUUUAAACGUACUGAACAAGGCUGACCUUGGAUUCAAUCAAGUAAUUGAGCAUUUCGAGCACGGAACACCUGUCGAAACCGCUGCUAUUGAUAUUCUUGAAGUGGCUCUUGGAUCCCAAAAAUUAGACUCGCAAGCAAAACUGCUGGGACAUGUCGAUCGGACGAUCGGUUUGGACAACUUGCAACGUCUACAGAGGUGGGCGAACACUGCUGGAGCAAUGGAUGUAUUUAAAGACCAGUUUUUGAAAUUCGCAAAGAAUUUCCAACCGGCUGCAGAUCUGCUGCCCACGGUGCCACCCCAACUUGAAUACCUUUUCAAAACUUCAGGAAAAUAA
Molecule: messenger RNA, 1860 nt
Organism: Caenorhabditis bovis
Lineage: Eukaryota; Metazoa; Nematoda; Chromadorea; Rhabditida; Rhabditidae
Source: the annotation of a GenBank genome assembly